This is a messenger RNA of Piliocolobus tephrosceles (Ugandan red Colobus), 1985 nucleotides long. RefSeq names its product solute carrier family 18 member A3 (gene SLC18A3). Gene Ontology annotation, cellular component: AP-1 adaptor complex; AP-2 adaptor complex; terminal bouton. The record is from RefSeq and is a predicted model, not a curated record. Bases 15 to 1613 code for a protein of 532 amino acids. The transcript has a single exon. NCBI's taxonomy places the organism in Eukaryota, Metazoa, Chordata, Mammalia, Primates, Cercopithecidae. Gene Ontology annotation, biological process: chemical synaptic transmission; transmembrane transport. Gene Ontology annotation, molecular function: acetylcholine transmembrane transporter activity.
AUCCGGGUGGGGGCAUGGAACCCGCGGAACCUGCGGGCCAGGCCCGGGCGGCGGCCACCAAGCUGUCGGAGGCGGUGGGCGCGGCGCUGCAGGAGCCCCGGCGGCAGAGGCGCCUGCUGCUGGUCAUCGUGUGCGUGGCGCUGUUACUGGACAACAUGCUGUACAUGGUCAUCGUGCCCAUCGUGCCCGACUACAUUGCCCACAUGCGCGGGGGCGGAGAGGGCCCCUCCCGGACCCCCGAGGUGUGGGAGCCCACCCUGCCGCUGCCCACUCCGGCCAAUGCCAGCGCCUACGCGGCCAACACCUCGGCGUCCCCGACGGCUGCGCGGCCAGCGGGCCCAGCCCUUCGUCCCCGCUACCCUACGGAGAGCGAAGACGUGAAGAUCGGGGUGCUGUUUGCUUCCAAGGCCAUCCUGCAGCUCCUAGUGAACCCCUUGAGCGGGCCCUUCAUCGACCGCAUGAGCUACGACGUGCCGCUGCUCAUCGGCCUGGGCGUCAUGUUCGCCUCUACGGUCAUGUUCGCCUUCGCCGAGGACUACGCCACGCUGUUCGCCGCGCGCAGCCUGCAGGGCCUGGGCUCAGCCUUCGCCGACACGUCUGGCAUAGCCAUGAUCGCCGACAAGUACCCCGAGGAGCCGGAGCGCAGUCGUGCACUGGGCGUGGCUCUGGCCUUCAUUAGCUUCGGAAGCCUGGUGGCCCCGCCCUUCGGGGGCAUCCUCUACGAGUUCGCCGGCAAGCGCGUGCCCUUCUUGGUGCUAGCUGCCGUGUCGUUCUUUGACGCAUUGUUGCUGCUGGCAGUGGCCAAACCCUUCUCGGCGGCUGCACGGGCUCGGGCCAACCUGCCAGUGGGCACUCCCAUCCACCGCCUCAUGCUGGACCCCUACAUUGCCGUGGUGGCCGGUGCGCUCACCACCUGUAAUAUUCCCCUCGCCUUCCUAGAGCCCACCAUUGCCACGUGGAUGAAGCAUACGAUGGCGGCUUCCGAGUGGGAGAUGGGCAUGGCCUGGCUGCCGGCCUUCGUGCCUCAUGUGCUGGGCGUCUACCUCACCGUGCGCCUGGCGGCGCGCUACCCACACCUGCAGUGGCUGUACGGCGCGCUGGGGCUGGCUGUGAUCGGCGCCAGCUCGUGCAUCGUGCCCGCCUGCCGCUCCUUCGCGCCGCUAGUGGUCUCGCUCUGCGGCCUCUGUUUUGGCAUAGCCCUAGUCGACACAGCACUUCUGCCCACGCUCGCCUUCCUGGUGGACGUGCGCCACGUCUCAGUGUAUGGCAGCGUCUAUGCCAUCGCCGACAUCUCCUAUUCGGUGGCCUACGCGCUCGGGCCCAUAGUGGCGGGCCACAUUGUGCACUCGCUGGGCUUUGAGCAGCUCAGCCUUGGCAUGGGUCUGGCUAACCUGCUCUAUGCUCCCGUCUUGCUACUGCUCCGCAACGUGGGUCUCCUGACGCGCUCCCGUUCCGAGCGCGAUGUGCUGCUUGAUGAGCCACCGCAAGGUCUGUACGAUGCGGUGCGACUGCGUGAGCGUCCUGUGUCUGGACAGGACGACGAGCCUCGCAGCCCGCCUGGCCCUUUUGACGAGUGCGAGGACGACUACAAUUACUACUACACCCGCAGCUAGCAUCCCCACUCCUCCUCCAGCCCACCCACCCGCCUUGGGUCGGGGCUGCUCUGCAAGCCCACGGGCCAGCUCUGGCUCAGGGCCCACCUCCUCCAGCCAGUACCCCAGCCCCUCCUCAACCUUGACUUCUGCCCAAAUCCCCUCCCUGUGACCCAUUCCAUAUCCCUUUCUCUCUUGUCCAGUGGGGCUUGGAGCACCGCGGCAAGCGAAGCCAUCGCGCUCCUUGCAGAGGUGAUGAGGACCCCGAGUCCCCACCUGUGGCUCCCCUGUGUAGAGCCUGCAUCUGUCUGUCCUUCCUUCCAUUGCUCUCAGUGCCAAACUUGGGCCGCUGCACAGCGGUGCCUCCGCCCAAAUCAAUAAACCGUGUCUGUC